CAGCCGCCGCGCGGGGCAUCCUUACAGCAUCUUGUGGCGGAUCGCGGGUUGUUGUGAAUCGGUGAGAAUGAAGCUCAACGCCGCGUGCCUGCUGGCGCUCUUGGCCGGCUUGUGCUCCGGCUUCCAGAAACCAGGGGGUCAGGUGCCUAGCGACCAGACGCAGGCCAAGCACAUUUUCGAGAAGCCGCUCACCUGGAGCUACCCCGAAGGGCCCACGGCGCCUGUGGAGCCGGUGCCCGAUUUUGAGAUCAGGCAACCGGUCCAAGCCGCCACCGUCUCGGUGGAGUGCCGCGAGAGUCAAGCGCGCGUGGAGGCCCAGAUGGACUUUUUUGGAAUAGGCCAGUUCAUCAAACCCUCCGACCUCACCUUGGGUCCCUGCGGUGCCGUGGGCGAGGACACUCAAGCGCACGUACUGAUUUUCGAGACCGAGCUGCAAGACUGUGGCAGCAUGUUACAGAUGACAGAUGACACGCUGAUAUACACCUUUACUCUGAACUACAGCCCCACAAGACUUGGCGGCUCCCCUGUGGUGAGGACCAACGAAGCGGCUGUGAUUGUGGAAUGUCACUACCCAAGGCACCACAACGUGAGCAGUCUCCCUCUCGACCCGCAAUGGAUCCCGUUCUCCGCAGUCAGGGUCGCCGAGGAGUUCUUGUAUUUCACUCUGAGCCUGAGGACAGACGACUGGAUGUUCGAGAGGCCCCGCAUCCAGUACUACCUGGGAGAUAUGAUCCGUAUCGAGGCCUCGGUCAUGCAAUAUCACCACGUGCCCCUCCGAGUUUUUGUGGAAAACUGCGUGGCUACUCUCUCGCCUGAUAUUAACUCCAGCCCUAGAUAUACCUUCCUGGAUAAUGGGUGUUUGAUCGACGCCACGAUAACCGGCGCAGACUCCAGGUUUAUGCAACGGACAGUGGAGAACACGCUUCAGUUCCAGUUUGAGGCAUUCAGAUUCCAGGGUGCCGAUAGCGGGCAGCUCUACAUUACCUGCCAGUUGAGAGCCACGUCAACGGGCCAUGAUAUUGACGUUGACCAUAGAGCCUGCUCCUACAUCAACGGCUGGAGAGAGGCUAGCGGCGUGGAUUCGGCGUGCAGCACCUGUGACGCCGGAGGAGGCCAACAAACCAACAUAUGGCACGGCGGCGACGGCAGCACGGGAGGCGGGAACACGGGAGGCGGCAACACAGGAGGUGGCAACACCGGAGGCGGCAACACGGGAGGCGGUCAAUGGAGCACCGGUGGCAAAAAAUGGACCACGGGAAGCAGUACCACGGGAAGCAGCACCACGGGAAGCGGCGUUAGCUGGACAACAACCGGUGGCAGUGGAAGCGGCACUCAAACAAGCGGGUCUAAAAAAAUCUGGACCCAACAAAGUGGGGGCACGGGCUCCGGCGGCACGGGAAGCGGUACCACGGGGAGUGGCACCACGGGAGGCGGCGUUAGCUGGACAACCACCGGCGGCAGUGGAAGCGGCACUCAAACAAGCGGGCCUAAGAAAAUCUGGACCCAACAAAGUGGGGGCACCGGCUCUGGCGGCACGGGAAGCGGCGUUAGCUGGACAACCACCGGCACUGGUGGAAGUGGCACUCAAUCAAGCGGGUCUAAGAAAAUCUGGAGCCAACAAAGCGGCACCACCGGCUCCAGCGGCACGGGAAGCGGCACCACGGGAGGUGGCGUUAGCUGGACCACCACCGGUGGCAGUGGAAGCGGCACUCACACAAGCGGGUCUAAGAAAAUCUGGAGCCAACAAAGCAGCACCCCCGGAACCGGAACUGGUACUGGUACCGGAACUUCAGGUGUUACCUGGACCCAUGGAGGUGGCUCCACCACAUCAAGUACCUGGACCACUGGCAGUGGUGGUGGCGGUGGUGUCAUCUCAAAACCAGGAGGCCAAAAACCAGGCGGCCAAAAACCAGGUGGCAGCAAUCCCGGCGUCCAGACAGGCAAGCAAACCGUUACCUGGAACCCCACCGGAGGAAGUACCAGCUCUAGCACUAGCACUAGCACGACCACCUGGACCACCACCUCGACCGGCGGCACCACCUGGAGCGGAAGAAAAGGCCGUUCUAUCAAAGAAGCCCAAGAUUAUGAAUGGAGAGGUAUCGUCACACUGGGUCCUUUCGAUAUUGCAGAGAAACUUGCAUAAAGUCGGCCAUGAAAUAAACAUUCUGAUUGGAUCUUGACUGACUGGAUGUUAUUCCCUGCACAACCACCCUUCUUCAUAUUGCCUUAAAAUCCAAGAGUUGAUCUUUACGUACGCACGUUUUCACUUAUUUUGCGCUACUGCUGCUGCUGUGUAAUACAUAUAUAUAUUUUCCCAAGUCAGGGUUUUGAAUGGAAAUAAAAUUGGAGUUGUGUGAAACGCUGGUGUCAUGAUGUGCACACAAUCUA
Corythoichthys intestinalis (scribbled pipefish) is the source of this 2388-nucleotide messenger RNA. Its product is annotated as hornerin-like. The record is from RefSeq and is a predicted model, not a curated record. The coding region runs from base 68 to 2143 and encodes 691 amino acids. The transcript has 8 exons. Lineage: Eukaryota; Metazoa; Chordata; Actinopteri; Syngnathiformes; Syngnathidae.